UUGGUUGAUUUUUUUUAUUUUGAACCACAAGGGACUGUGAUGUUGCUUUGCAGAGUGUCAAUAUUGACGAUUGUAAUUGUUACAUCAUUUAUUUCUAAUGUGGAUCUGAAAGGGUCAGGAUACAUUUUUAAUAAUGAAUUUGCACGAGUCACUGAUGGUAAUACCUCCUGGUUAAAACUGACAUAUUUCACCUUUGGUCAGUAUAAUCGUACCGCAAAAGCUGCAAACUUUGAAUUAGAACUCUUUAUGGACGUAACCAAAGAAAAUGACGCAAUGGUGCAUUUUAGUUUUUUCAUUUUAAAAAAUAAUGAAUAUAAGAAGACACCAAUCAGUUUUCCAAAAAAAGUUUGUGAUAUUCUGGGAACCAAAUAUUUCGAUCUACCAAACAUAACAAAGAACUCAACUUUUAAAGAUUGCCCGCUACUAAAGGGCCCCCAAUAUGCGUAUGAUAUAAUGUUAACAUCUAAUGGAUGGCCUAAAUUUUUACCAGAAGGGCGAUUUUUAUUAGAAUUAGAUUUCGUAUAUAAAAACGAGCAUAUUAUCAAAGUUGAGUGGUUUCUGGAAAUUAUUGCUGUUUAGCUAUUUUAAUUUUUUUUGAUUUUGAUGACAAUAAACAAGUAAAAGAA
Molecule: messenger RNA, 626 nt
Organism: Diabrotica virgifera virgifera (western corn rootworm)
Lineage: Eukaryota; Metazoa; Arthropoda; Insecta; Coleoptera; Chrysomelidae
Gene: CheA84a
Exons: 4
Coding region: 40-579 (179 amino acids)
Source: RefSeq, a predicted model, not a curated record